Messenger RNA from Xenia sp. Carnegie-2017, 2066 nucleotides. Its product is annotated as E3 ubiquitin-protein ligase Mdm2-like. NCBI's taxonomy places the organism in Eukaryota, Metazoa, Cnidaria, Anthozoa, Malacalcyonacea, Xeniidae. The transcript is spliced from 6 exons. The record is from RefSeq and is a predicted model, not a curated record. Bases 537 to 1373 code for a protein of 278 amino acids.
CCACUCGGUAACUAGCGUUAAUAUGAUAAAAACAAAAUUUAUAGAAUUGUGAGAAGUUCACCAAAAGUUCACAAAGUUUUAAUGCUCAUCAAAAGUUCAUGAAACAAAGAUCAUAGUUUGUUUAAAUGCGGAACUUUAACCUGAUGACAAUGCAAUAUAUUUAUGGAUAUAUAAUACAACUCAAUGACCAGUAAGAAUACCUUACUUAAGUCACAUGAUACAUAAGUCGUGAAAAUCUCUCAGGCGAGAGUCAACUGACAAGAGCCGUGGAUCUUUAAAGCCUUAUACUUGUAUUUUAUGUGAGAAAUCAUCCUUGUAAAUAUGCUUGAAGAAAACGUAAUCAAAAGGUGGAAUCGCAAAAAAGAUAGAAAAAUAUUCACUCUUUUCUAAGUUGUGAGGACGGAUUAAAUCAGCAUAAAAGAAGGUUAGGAACUUGUUAAAACAAGCUGUGGUACAAAGUUAAUAUCUCCGAAAGUUCGUAAAAUUGCAUAAUGAAGCAUACCAUUUGUCAGAAACUAUAAGGUUUUCUCGUAGUUAUGUCACGUCAUCGCUUACAUCCUGAAUGUACAGGUCGUGUAGAAGCAGAUGCUGUUUCGGUUGAAAGAGCAAGAACAAAAAUUUGUGGAAGCUGUAGUAAACACUUUGUUCAAGGCGAACGCCCAGCUUAUCAAUGCCUUGCAUGUGACUUCUACGUGUGCGUUAAUUGUGAGCGUCCAAUAUAUCAUCCUGCACAUCCUGAAAAUGCUCUUUAUCUUACGAUCAAGAAAUCGUCAUGGAGGUGUGAUGUAUGCAGAAAGAGUAGUAUUGAUCUUAAAGACAAGCGUUUUUAUAGUUGUGAUGAAAGUUACUUUAAAAUGUGCGUAGAUUGCUCAAAGGAAAUAAGGACAACUCUUCACCCACAUCCUUUGCUCCAUACAGAUACUAGAUACACAUAUCCACAAACCAAUGGAGAAUGGAACUGUGAUAUAUGCCGAAAUAACAAUGGACCAGGACAUUAUUAUCCAGCGCACUGUGCAUUAUCAUGUGAGUUUGAUCUGUGCGAUAACUGUUUGAAACCUUACAGAUCAACUUUCCAUCCGGCUCAUGCCAUGUAUAAAGCAGAUUCCAAUGUUGUAUAUGCUAGUUUCAAUGGUGGAUGGCGAUGUGAUCGAUGUUCUCAAAGUUUUAAUCCGCAUAAUAAUAACAUUCCCUAUCAUUGCUCCAUAUGUGAGUUUGAUCUUUGUGAAAGCUGUAUGAAAACAACUGCCGAUCCAUCUAAUGCAGCUGGUUUUGACGUCGCUAGACCCGAGGUUCAACCAGGUUUGGUGAAUUUUUUGAUUCUAAGACAUGAGAGAAUCAAGUGGAUAUAUAUAUACGUGGAGAUACUCCAAUAAACGCCUGAACAAAGUAAGCAUAAUUUUAUGGAGCUAACAAGAAAGAUAAAUAUUAAACGUAUGAUGCAAGUAAACAUGGAUGGUGCUAAAUUACUGAUGUGAACACGCAUAUUAUACAGUGCCCUACUACUACUAAAGAUGCACGUCUUGUCAUUUGUUAAACCUACUUCAACACGCACACUGUCUUUCUUGCAAGACACUAUCAACGAUGAAAUGAAGAUGUGCCAGUGGCAAAAAAGCAACAGAAGUUUUUGUCGUAAAGAAACGUUUUUGAAACCAUAUUAAAGAACUGAGGAAAAAAUUCUUAGCGUCAUGAAUUUAGGUUUACUGUGACGUUUUUACUAAGCCGAGCACCAAGGGGCAAUUCCACGUGACUGACGUUACAUUUGAAGGAUUUGUUGAUGCGAAAAACCUUUAUUAAUUCUUUGCUAUAAUAUUUCACCCUUCCAUUUUUAUAUGACAUUUUACUUACUAUACCCUGUAUCUGUUGUCUACAUCAAACUAAUCUAAAUUUAAGUUUUUCUACUGUCUUCGGCAUUCAAGUGGCUGUGACUGAUGUUACAUAAAAUGGACAAGACCUUUUAGCACCCAAAUUUAAUCAAAUUUUGUCUGGAAACGUAAAAAGAUUAAGUUUUCAAACAUAGUUUAUCAAAUUCAUAACAUCUAUUAAUAUAAUAAAUUUAUAUACAGAAA